Molecule: messenger RNA, 2942 nt
Organism: Cryptomeria japonica (Japanese cedar)
Lineage: Eukaryota; Viridiplantae; Streptophyta; Pinopsida; Cupressales; Cupressaceae
Product: probable galacturonosyltransferase 10
Exons: 3
Coding region: 541-2151 (536 amino acids)
Molecular function (GO): polygalacturonate 4-alpha-galacturonosyltransferase activity
Source: RefSeq, a predicted model, not a curated record
ACCCUUUAAAACUAUCAUCUUAUUAAUAAUUUUAAAAUGUAUCUUCUUUGGCUUUUCGUACCUUUUGCUACAUUAGGAAUGGAGAAUGUAGAACUGCAGGAAAAGGACUAGAUAUGAAAACCAUUGUGUAACAAGCUCAUAGAUCUGUCUCACCAACAAUGGUCUAAAUUGAGUGGAAUUAAGAAAGACGAAGAACUAAGUUUCCAAGGAUGGAUCCAUAUGCUCUUCUUUCAUUGGUCACAGGGUCACUACGUGUAUUGGUGACGCAAAGUUUGAGGUCUUUUUGAGUUGGUUUUAUGUUGAUUGGGUUGCCAACUGACCCCGGAUCUGGAAGGGCUGUAGGAAUGUGGGCUCCCUUCAAUUGCUUAGGCUUUGUGUUGCUGAUUUGCUCCAGACAUUUUUAUUCGAUUCAAUACAUCGACAGCAAGAGAUCUUGUUUAUAGCGAUACAGAUAUUUUGCCAUCGGGUUCACAGAGUUGAGCUAGGGACCAACUGGUUGGUGAGUGCAGCAUCUUAAGAUUUAGACCUGGAUCCACUUUCAUGUAUACCAUGAGGAGGAGAACCCCUGAUUUUCGACGACCAGUGAGGAGGCGAUAUUCUCGUGGGCUGCUGGCAGUCUUUGGAGGCUUGUUCAUCAUCUUGAUCCUUUUACUUUUGAGCCAUCAGCGACAGCCGACUCCUGAUACUAACAACCUUAAGACAGGUGAAGAUUCAAGACGAAGCAUAGCAGAGGGCACUAAUUUCACAGAGGAGAUGCUUAGUGCCAAGUCUCUCACAAGACAGUUGGGAGAUCAGAUGACUCUGGCUAAAGCAUACGUUGUUAUUGCUAAAGAAAACAACAAUCUGCAACUUGCAUGGGAUUUUAGUGCUCAAAUAAGGGGUUGUCAAUUAUUACUAUCCAAAGCAGCUACCAGAGGCACCCAGGUUACCAUGGAAGAAGCAGAAGCUAUUAUUCGAGAGUUGUCAUUACUGAUCUAUCAUGCCAAAGAACUUCACUAUGACAGUGCUACAAUGAUCAUGAAAUUGAAGGCCCAAAUACAAGCUUUGGAAGAACGUGCAAAUGCAGCCACUAUACAGAGUACCACAUUUGGACAGUUGGCUGCAGAAGCAGUGCCUAAGGGUCUUUAUUGUUUGGGUACAAGAUUGACUAAGGAAUGGUCCAGAAAUCACAAACUCCAGAAGUACAUGGAUGGGCAGAAUCACAGUCCUAAACUUGUGGAUAAUAGAUUGUAUCAUUUCUGUGUGUUCUCAGAUAAUGUUCUUGCAACAUCUGUGGUGGUGAACUCCACAGUCGAGAAUGCUGAUCAUCCCGAGCAGCUUGUCUUCCAUAUAGUUACUGAUGAAGUUAAUCACGCUGCCAUGAAGGCUUGGUUUGCUAUGAACUACUACAGGGGAGCAACAGCAGAAGUGCAGAAUAUAGAUGACUUUACUUGGCUCAAUGCAUCAUAUGUUCCUGUACUGAAGCAGCUACAAGAUGAGGAAACACGAAGUUAUUAUUUUAAAGGUUCUCAGGAUAUGAAGAGUGCUGUUAAGUUUCGGAACCCAAAGUACCUUUCAAUGUUGAACCAUUUAAGGUUCUAUAUUCCUGAAGUAUACCCUGCUCUUGAGAAAGUGGUCUUCCUGGAUGAUGAUGUUGUGGUUCAAAAAGACUUGACACCUCUUUUCUCAGUAGACUUGCAUGGAAAUGUGAAUGGUGCAGUUGAAACCUGCCUUGAGACAUUUCACCGGUACCAUAAAUAUCUCAAUUUCUCUGACACCAAAAUUCGUUCUCACUUCGAUGCGGAUGCUUGUGGGUGGGCCUUUGGAAUGAAUGUGUUUGAUCUUGUAGCAUGGAAGAAAGUUAAUGUUACAAGCCGAUAUCAUUACUGGCAGAAACAGAAUGUUGAUCGAACUCUCUGGAAGUUGGGUACUCUGCCUCCAGGCUUGCUUACAUUCUAUGGUCUAACUGAACCACUUGAUCGGCGGUGGCAUGUACUGGGAUUAGGCUAUGAUCCAAAUGUUGAUAUGCAGCUGAUAGAAAGUGGAGCUGUUGUGCAUUACAAUGGGAAUAUGAAACCAUGGUUAAAAUUAGCAAUGAACCGGUACAAACCUAUAUGGGAAAAGUAUGUAAAUUAUUCACAUCCACUAGUGCAGCAGUGCAAUGUCCAUUAGUCUUGGCCUGGCACCAUAUAUUCUAUUUUGAAAUUUUCUGCUAAAUUCUCCAAUUAUCAACAUUGAUGGUUUACACAGCUGCUGUAAAUCAUCAAUUUGGGGCAGUUUUGCUAUUUAGAAAACUGCAGCUGCAAUUUUUAGUGCCCAUUGUUUUUCAUAGUAGGGGUGGUUUGGGACCCUAGAUUUAGUACUUCUUUAAUCAUUUUAACCCAUUUUGUUCUUUUUUCUUGAGGAAAAGAUGAGCCAAUUUUCAAGCCGGGCCACUCUGCAGCCAUUGCGUAGAGUUGUGGGAUUGUUGCCAAAUUUGCUUACGUUAAUGGAUUUUGUCUAUUGGGAAACGUGAGCUACUGUCAAAUAUUUAAAAGAUUUUGCUGGCUCUUUAAUAUCUAACUACGGGAUCUUGAGCAUAACGAAACUUUUCAAGGUAGUAAAUCAUUUAAAAAAAGUUAAUAGCCGGAAUAGGUUAGUAGUUGGUAUGACAUAUAAGGCAACCUACUUGGCAAAAAACAUCUUGGAAUAUGCAUAAGAAGAAGUAUUUUGAAAAGAAGCUAAUUAGUGUCAAGUAGCCAUUAAGGCGCCUUCUUGCUUCCAUCCAAAAUUCCUUUUGUAAAUUUCAUAAAAAUGAUUAUGUACCUUGAUAUCUUGAAUUCUGGUUCGUAUACAAUCUCUCAAGCAUACUAUUUAAGGUCAAGCUCCACUCCCUGCAAAAGAGUAAUUUAUGCAUUUAAAUAUGUAGUACCUACAUUUGAGAUGACUUAGUCUAUUUUUGUGUUGACAAAGUUUAUGCCUCA